Messenger RNA from Zea mays, 1089 nucleotides. NCBI's taxonomy places the organism in Eukaryota, Viridiplantae, Streptophyta, Magnoliopsida, Poales, Poaceae. The record is from the annotation of a RefSeq genome assembly.
AUGAUAAUAGAUAGGGUAGAGGUAGAAACUAUCAAUUCUUUUUCGAAAUCGGAAUUAUUUAAAGAAAUCUACGGACUUAUAUGGAUUCUACCCAUUUUUGCCCUCCUACUGGGAAUCACAAUAGAAGUACUCGUAAUUGUGUGGUUAGAAAGAGAAAUAUCCGCAUCGAUACAACAACGUAUUGGUCCUGAAUAUGCUGGCCCCCUGGGACUGCUUCAAGCUAUAGCAGAUGGAACUAAACUACUUUUAAAAGAGGAUAUCCUCCCAUCCCGAGGAGAUAUUCCUUUAUUUAGCAUUGGUCCCUCUAUAGCAGUCAUAUCCAUUUUAUUAAGUUUUUUAGUUAUCCCUUUAGGAUAUCGUUUUGUUUUAGCUGAUCUUAGUAUUGGUGUUUUUUUAUGGAUUGCGAUUUCAAGUAUUGCUCCUAUUGGUCUUCUCAUGGCAGGAUAUAGCUCAAAUAAUAAAUAUUCUUUUUCAGGCGGUCUACGAGCGGCUGCUCAAUCUAUUAGUUAUGAAAUACCAUUAACUUUUUGUGUACUAGCAAUAUCUCUACUAUCUAAUAGUUCAAGUACAGUUGAUAUAGUUGAAGCACAGUCCAAAUAUGGUUUUUUUGGAUGGAAUCUUUGGCGUCAGCCUAUAGGUUUUCUAGUUUUUCUAAUUUCUUCUUUGGCAGAAUGUGAAAGAUUACCCUUUGAUUUACCAGAAGCAGAAGAAGAAUUAGUAGCAGGUUAUCAAACCGAAUAUUCUGGUAUUAAAUAUGGUUUAUUUUAUCUUGUUUCUUACCUAAAUUUAUUAGUUUCCUCUUUAUUUGUAACUGUUCUAUACUUAGGCGGGUGGAAUUUCUCUAUUCCCUAUAUAUCCUUUUUUGGAUUUUUCCAAAUGAAUAAAAUAAUUGGAAUUUUGGAAAUGGUAAUAGGUAUCUUUAUUACAUUAACUAAAGCUUAUUUAUUUCUCUUCAUUUCUAUCACAAUAAGAUGGACUUUACCCAGGAUGAGAAUGGAUCAGUUAUUAAAUCUUGGAUGGAAAUUUCUUUUACCUAUUUCUCUGGGCAAUCUCUUAUUAACAACUUCUUCCCAACUAGUUUCACUAUAA